CGUGCGCGCGGGUUUCCGUUACCGCCGGCGCGCGCGCGCGUGGCAGGCGUGAGCGGAGAGGGGGGAGGGGAGGCGGCAGCAGCAGCACCGAGGCGGGUUCCCCGCUCUGCUUCCCGCCGGGAACGCGGAGACAGGAGGCAGCGUCCCGCUUUACCCCCUUCUCCGGAGGAGGUUGUGUGUGAACGGCUCCGCCCGUGAGGCGAGGGGCAGGGCCUGAGCGCCGCGCCGGGCCUCGCAGGCCGCUCGCUGCCGGCCGGGCCGCGCCGGGGCCCCCGCGCGCGCCAAGAUGUCGGCGCAGGCCCAGAUGCGCGCCAUGCUGGACCAGCUUAUGGGCACGUCCCGGGACGGUGACACGACCCGUCAGCGCAUCAAAUUCAGUGAUGACAGAGUGUGCAAGAGCCACCUUCUCAACUGCUGCCCUCAUGAUGUGCUCUCUGGAACUAGAAUGGACCUUGGAGAAUGCCUGAAGGUGCAUGACCUGGCAUUAAGGGCAGACUAUGAAAUAGCAUCCAAAGAUCAAGAUUUCUUCUUUGAGCUUGAUGCAAUGGACCACCUGCAGUCAUUUAUUGCGGACUGUGACAGGAGAACAGAAGUGGCAAAGAAAAGACUAGCAGAAACCCAAGAAGAGAUCAGUGCUGAAGUUGCAGCUAAAGCUGAAAGAGUUCAUGAAUUGAAUGAAGAAAUUGGAAAACUGCUGGCCAAAGUUGAACAGCUUGGAGCUGAUGGGAAUGUGGAAGAAUCUCAAAAAGUAAUGGAUGAAGUAGAGAAGGCUCGGGUAAAGAAGAGAGAAGCAGAAGAAGUGUACAGGAAUUCUAUGCCUGCCUCCAGCUUUCAACAGCAGAAGCUCCGGGUUUGUGAAGUAUGCUCAGCUUAUCUUGGUCUUCAUGACAAUGACCGACGACUUGCUGACCACUUUGGAGGGAAACUACAUUUAGGAUUUAUUGAAAUAAGAGAGAAGCUUGAGGAACUCAGGAGGAUUGUGGCUGAUAAACAGGAGAAACGAAAUCAGGAACGUCUGAAACGUAGAGAGGAGAGAGAAAGAGAAGAAAGGGAGAAACUAAGGAGGUCCAGAUCCCACAGCAAGCAUGCCAAAAGAUCUAGGUCCCGAGAUCGCCGCAGGCAUCGGUCUCGCUCAGCCUCCCGGGAACGGAAGAGAAGAACUCGCUCCAAAUCCCGUGAGAAACGCCAUCGUCACAGGUCUCGCUCUACCAGCCGCAGCCGGAGUCGCAGCCAUCAUAGAAGCAGACAUAGUUCCAGGGAGAGAAGCCGAGAACGCAGCUCUAAAAAGAGAUCCUCAAAAGAAAGAUCUUCCAGAGACAAAGAACGUUCAAGAGAUCGUGAUAGAACAUCACGUGAUAAAGAUAGAAGCUCAAGAGAGAGGUCACCGCGAGAUUUCAAAGACAAGAAACGUUCUUAUGAAAGUGCAAACGGCCGGUCGGAAGACCCGAGGAGCUCAGAAGAGCGUGAAGCAGGGGAGAUAUAACUGGCUGUAUAUUCACCUGAUCUCUAGCUUCCUAUGGAGUUGCAUACUAUGGUUUAGUUUACAGUUGUUCAAAGGGACACCAGUGAGAGUUCCAGACACUGAUCCAACUAGGGUAGAUGUACAGUGUAUAAAAAUGGUUAUAACCAAGUCAGAAUUAAACCCCAUGAAAUAAUGAUGCCUAAAGCUGGGUCCUGGACUUCCACCGAGUUGUAAAACUUUUCUGAAAGAUUUCUCUUUAUUCAGGACAACAGUUUUAUGUACCAAGAUGCAGAUCUCAAUGUUUUUAAUCUCCUUUCCAAUACAAGCUAGUGAACAAAUUAUAUUGUACUACUUGCCUUGGGUGCUUUUGAACCUUUAUAAAUUCUCCAGUUCUGCUCCAGUCAAAACAGCAGCAUUGAAAGGUUGUAUUUUGAGGGACUUUUUUUGUUUGCUUUUUUUGUAAGAGGGUGGGUGAAUGGAUAUUAACUUUACUCUAAGAUUAUGUUCCCAGUGAUUUUUUUUGUUGUUGUUUGGAACCUAGGAGUUGAUCACAGUGGGAGCAUUUAGACAGGAAUGUGUGCUGGAGAAAGUGGAAAUGUCUUUUUACAGUGCCUAUUUAGACUUGGAAAUUGAACAGCUGUUGCAUUACAUCUUUUUUAUUUCUACUUAAAUUUUGAAAUCAAAGCCAGUCCCAUAUCUGUACCAUUUGAUUGGUAUGUGUUCAAUAUAUUUGUUUUUUUUCCAUAAGGACUCUUUCUGCUUUUUCUUGUGGGGUGUAAAUGGCACAUACUUAAUUGUAUUAAAAACAAACAAAAAAACAGCAACAACAAACAAAAAUUAAGAACAAAAAAAUAAAAAAAAUAAAAAAGGAAACCACAUUGUCUAAUAACUUGACAAGGAUGUACUGGUCACUAGGUGGUUACUUAGCAACAGAGUCAUUUAAAAAUGGACAUUUGCUUAUUAAGAAUUUUUAGCAGGCACAUGUGCUCUAGAAGCAGCAGUCAUGACAAUAAUUCUGACUCUGAUCUUCAAAGGCAAAACCACAUGGAAUCAUAAUCGUCAGGGCACAACCACUAACUCCUUAAUGACUUCAGUUUCAAAAAGCAGUGUUUCAUAUAGGUGCAAGCUAUAUUAAAGGGGUUGCUGUCGACUCUGUCACAUUGAAAGUGCUUUGGGGUUUAUAAAUUAAGAUAUGCCCUAUGCUCACUCAGAAGAAAUUUGAGGUUGUUAAGUUGUCCUUGAGGCAGCACCACUGAGGUACUCAACAGUGAUGCUUUGGACCAGUCUCUGUUACAAUUUAUUGGCAUUUUCAGCAGCUUCUACCAAUGCUCUGUGUCUCUCUAGCCCAAGUGCCUUUGUAGGCCCAAUAAUAAUGUGUGUAUAAUAUUGCUAUAAAUUCACAGUGUUUUUCACAGUGUUUCCCUUGGUGUCUCUUCUGUAGCCUCUUCAGCAUGGUCAGAACACGAGUGUUAAUUCUAAAACAGUAGAGAAUUUAGCAGUGUUUUAGCUAGCAGUGAAAGCUCAAACAGGACCUCUACAUUUCAACAAGGACUUGUGUCCAACAGCACAUACCCUCCACUUGGAAUUCAUGUCAUUUUAAACUCCUAAAUGAUGACUAACUACUUCUUGCUUAUUUUAUUUCCCCAUUUGAAAUCUGAACUUCAAUAUCUUCCUGGGAAUACUUUAUAAUUUCCUCUGUGGCCCAGCUGCCUGGUAAAUGCCCGUUACCGGUGUUUGUCCUGUGUGAGCAGGCUGUAAAGUGCUUGCUAACAUCUGUUGCCUCACCUCUUUUAAUGGAAUUCUAGUGGUGUGACAAAAGGUGAACAGUCAUUUCUAGAUGCAUCUUGCAUAGCAGAAUGAGUAGAUUGUGAACUCUUUUGGAAUACCUUUCUGGAAUAAAAAUAUUCCAGAAAUACUAAGGGCCUGUUUCCCCUGCAGUGAGCAACUAUAACUUCUGUAUUGUAAAAGAGAGGUGGGAUGGGAAUUUGCAUACUGUGACAAAACACUGCUUUAGGCUCCUUACUAGCAAAUUCUGGAUAAAAUGCCAUUAAGUUUAAUUAUGCAAGAAUUGUUGAACUUGGGGCUUUCCUUAUUUAAGAUCUUCAUGGGGUGGUGAGCAUCAUAGUAUCCAAGCACCACACCAAUGUUAAGCCGAGAGAAGGUAAGUCUUACCUCUGAUAUCCUGAUAAAAUAAUCUGAACUACUUGUGGGAAUAAGUGCCUCAUGUCUGAAAUGAGGACUGGAGUGCAGUUAAGGAGGGAGUCAAGGUGACUGAUGAAAUGUGCUUCUGAUGCAGGAGAUCUGGAGCAUUCGUUAGAGAGGGAGACUGCUUUAGUUGUUGUGCCCAAGCGAGGAAGAAUCUUCCACCCUUCAAUCGGAACUAAGCUACCUGAAUUUCCAGGAGGGUGAAACUGAGGUAUUCGUCACCUGCGUAUUUCCUGCUGGACAGGGGAAGAGUGGUAUUGACUGAUGUUGAUUUCCAUGGUCAAAAUACUUACAGAAGGGACCUGGGGAAAGUAAAUCUCUGUCCUUCUCUGCUGCAUCACAUAAAAGAGAGAUUUGGCACCAACUGAAUAGUUGGGGCUUCAUUACUUGACAUGUUUCAUUUCCCAGUCUUCAGUAAACAGUUUGGCAAUUGUUAAAUCUGGCUUCUGGUCUAGAACCAGAUCACAAACACAACGGUGAGAUCAUUCAGAAAAUAAAGCCAUUCGAUACACUAACCCAAGUCAGAUGUAUCCUGUAGACGUACAGGAUGUACUGGCUUCACAUCACACUGAGCAUCAUCUCUGCACACUGUAGUUGGGACUUCUUCCCACACCAAGCCUGUUUGCCAGGCUUUUCUCCCUUGCUUGUUCAGCCAUUGACUCUUACAAAAUGGAGAUAGCCGGAGGCUAGAUCCACAGGAGCUCCGUGGGUGAUGCUGUUGUGCAGUAGUCUGCGUAAUGAUCUGUGCUGCUGCUUUGCUGGGAGUUCUCACAGCUCUGCAGGUCCUUGAGGGGGCCCGAGUGCUUGGGGCCGUUCCUAUUCAAAGAAAAUAUCUUCCCUCUCCUGCAAGGAGGCUUAGUGCAGCCUGGGAGGGCAGUGGAGCUCCUGAGAGGACCUAGGGAUGCUGUGGCUGAGCAUCUCUGAAAUUUUGCUGGUACCGUUGUAGCUCCAUGGCAAUUUUUAUUGGACUGCAGGUGCACAAAUAGAGCAACAAUAGAUCAUUUCAGUGUUUGACAUGAGCCUGCAAGUGUUACUCCUGUAUCUCAGAAAGCUCUUGCUCUGCAUUCAUUAACCGGGAGAGCAUAAAAUGGAAACACAUUGAGAUAGAGGAUGGCAUGUUACCAGAAAUUAGGUCCUCUCCUGAAUGUACCUGAGUUGCUUUUCGUACUGGAGCAGGGGCAAACAUACAGUGAAACAGUGGUGCUUCCAAUCAAAGAGAUGCUGGGCCUGGUGCAGAGUUAUUCCAUUACCCACCAUCAGACUUGCCAGGGAUGCUGGCAGAGGAGUCUGUUCCUAACUGUCCUCUUGCCUUCUCUCAGGUAGUGAAUCCAGGAUUAAUCUUCCUCAUGCUACAGUGAAAAUCCUAACCCUGGAGCCCAUCUGUUUGUUCAAUCUUUCUUGUAUCAGCCCUGGCCUUUGAGGAACCCUUUAUCCUGCCCCAGGGUCAGCGGGAGAAGGUACGUGAACCAACUCCUCAGCCAAUGCAAAUCAUAGAGUGGUUUGUGUCGGAAGGAAGCUUAAAUAUCAUCGGGUUCCAACCCCCCUGCCAUGGGCAGGGACACCUCCCACUGGAUCAGGCUGCUCAAAGCCCCAUCCAACCUGGCCUUGAACAUCUCCAGGGAUGGAGCAUCCACAGCUUCCCUGGGCAACCUGUGCCAGUGCCUCACCACACUCACAGUAAAAAAAUUCUUCGUAAUAUCUACUCUAAAUCUCCCUCCUUUCUUUUGUGAGAUUCCUUUAAUGGCUGAGUGUGGUAACCUUAAACAGCCUUGGGGCAGGGGUUAUCUAUUUAGCUGAAGGGAUAAUGUCAGCAACUUGUCUUGACACACCUGGGGCCAAUGCAAGGCAGCUGAAGACAUGGGUGGGUACAUCUAAACAGGUUUAGCUACAGGAUCUUCAGUAUCACAAGAAGCUUCUGUGGUGCUGGAGAUGACUCGGUGAAACGUGUGUGCCGUCUCCUCCAGGACUGUUGUGAAUUUAAGCAGAUUGCAAUUGCAAUCCAUGUUAAACAAAAGCAUAAAUGCAGACUGAGCUACAUGGUAGAGGUGAUGGCAGUGUGCAGUGUGUUGUACAGCUGUUCUCCAUGUUUCAAAUUUGUUGUCCUUUGUGCCACACACAGCAGAGGUUGGUUUCUCCUGACGUAGUGGCUUACGAAAAGUCUUCAUGAGAUCUUCAUUCAGUCCAGUAUGGUUCCUGCUCUCUGUUAUUUUGCUUUGAUCCCUUCUUUCCUACUUGCUUCUCAAUAAAUUUUUGUGCUGCCACUGCUCAAGCAGUUCCUUAAUUCUUCUUUUCACUGAGACCUGGAGAUCUGACUGUCAUUGCAGCCUGCAAAACUGGGAAGCGGCAGACUGCUGGGUAGGGGUUGUGGCAGCAGCUGGAAAUACUGGGGAAGAGAGGAAGAAAUCCUUGUUUCUACCACAGGCUCUCCUCUUUAUCCCUUCUUUCCCAUCGGCAGGCAAUUAGAAAUUCUCUUAUGACUUGUUUCUCCUGGCUCUGGUUUUUCAUCUCCUGUUGCUGGAGUAACCACAGUCCCAAACUGCUUCCCAGGCUUUUGGUAGUGUUGUGCAGAGCACUGAAGGCAAGCAGUGUCCUAGGAGAUUUACCAGCAGGGAGUUGGGAUUAGCUAGUAACAAAGCAGGGCUGGCCACAGGCAAAGUUGAAGAGGCCUGGUGGACGGCAGGAACUGUGCCGCCCUUUCCUGGGCUGAAAUGAUCUGGCAGAUGCUGACUAUAGUAAAGAAUUGAUGGUGACGCUCAGUGAGGAGCACAAAGGUUAGAAGUUGUUCCAUGUGCUGGCUCCGAGGAGCUGCAGGCUUUCACAGCAUAAACAGUCAGGCCCCAGCAGCAUCAAAGACCUGCUUCAGCCUCUGCGUAUCCAUCGCUAGAAGGUGAAAACUGAGUGGGGACUCUGCAUCAACCUACUGUAACUUAUUAAAAUGCUGCCAUGUCCUAAGCUCAGACUGGUUUGCAACCCGGCAAGGGCAGUAAAGAACUGAUUUCCAACAGGUGAGGUCAUCUGCUGCCUUGAUGGAGGGUGGGACCAUAAUCCAGGUGUCAGCUCCAACAUUUCACGGCCAUUGUCUUCCUUGUCUUAAAUAUCUGCUUCUGCUUGUAAUCCUGUGCAAAGCUCUGCUCGCGGCUUGUGUUAAGAGGCAGUCUCAGCGUGAUGCUGGAAUCAGCCAGUUCUUCCUGAGGGCGGUGGUUGGUGGCUGCUAGGUGUCCUUGGAGGACAGCCUGGGAGGGCUGGAUGGAGACGAGCAGCACCACAAGCACAUCCCUGAUUUGUCUGCUCCCAUGUGGUUGUGCAGGGGUAGGUGAAGCACCACGUUGCUGCCUGUGAGAGAGACACCACAGCAGUGCUUCCUCCUAGGAAAAUGUUUCCAGAAACAUCCAAAGCAGAAGCCUGGGCUCUCCAAGGCAAGCAGAAAAAGUAUUCUUGGAGUACAACGGAGCUGACAUUUCUACUGUCCACUGAGCAAGCAAAUUAUUUGGUCUAGGAUGCUGCUGGCUCAUACCAGGAAAAAAAUCCAGUCCUGUGCGUCUUAGGUUUGAUUGAUACCGACUGUGUGCAAGCUGAGCAGGAUAACCGUGCUCUCAACCAGCUCCAUUGCUUAAGCCAGAAGCACUCUGGUAUGGCAGAUGAGGUUAACUGAGCCUCAGUGAUAUUCUAACUACAAAUAUGUAUUAACUCAGUAUUUGCUUUAGCAAAGGUAAAUAUAAAAAAGCAUCUCCUCUAACAUCACCUCUCCCUAAAGCAGGAUGUUGUAGAGAAAGGAAAAAUGAAGAUUUUACAGUGUUGGAAACUGAGAAGGUUAGAAUAGGUUUAGGGCCUUUUCUGGUUUGGUUUGAGUCAAGCCUGUGCUUUUAUGAGACCCCUGAGCAGCACCCCUGACAGGCAUUGGAAUUCUGUGGCUGUUCCAUUCUUCCAUUGGCUCCUGAUGCCAACUCAGACAUUACAAUUCACGUGUCUUAGCUCUUUUAUAGGCAGCAAUACUUUCUCAUCAAGCAUCGUUACAAGCUUAUUGGUCACUCCUGUUUAACCAAGAAGGUGACCUGAAAGUCUAACAGGGCUUUUCUACACCCACAGCUCUGCAGCAAAGGAGCUCAUGCAGCCCUUUAUUUCAAUCGCCAAUAACACAAAUAUCCUUCCAGCAGGAAGAAUGAGUGCAAGGGAGGACUUUCCUCUGAGGCCUGCUAGAAGGAUUUCGUAGAAUCUUCCCUAAAUAACUCUGCAAGGUCUCUAUCCCCCUCUCUGGGCACCCCUGGGAUAUCUGAGAUGACCUCUCUCCCUUACUGACCUCAAUGAUCCCUUCUAUUCCCCAUGUUCCAGGAAGGGCCAGGAAGGCUGCUGGGCUCAGACUCUCCAGCAAGAAAAUUAUUAGGCUUAAAUGCCUCGACAGCUGAGUUAACUACUUCUGUAAAACAUUUGCUGUCAUUUCAAAUUCCCUUGGUAUGUUUAUAGCCCAUGUCUCAGAGUGAUUUGGUGGUGCUGUCACACACCACUGGGAUCUUUGGUUUCAUCCCUACAUUGAUUUCUCUUUGCACAGGGUUGCCUUGCAAGUGCGCCUUCCUCUGGGUAAGUUUCUGCUUUGUCACUAGCAGCUGAAUUUUCACAAGUUGAAUUUCUCUCAUCUCUUUGCCUGUGUUCCUUUAUUUCCCCAAGGCGGCCACGCUGGAAGCACUGAGUCCACUCAAAGAAGUCAAUGAACUGAAUUUAAGUACGUAAGUGUUUUACAGUGUUUAGGUGAUAUUUUUAAUCAGGACAGUGUUCACUUGUCUCUACAAGGUCAAGUUUUGCUUGAGGGCGUGCUUGAGGAGCGCUUGGAUUUUAUUAGCUGAGGGGAUAAACUUCCUCCAUGAGCUCCCUCUCCUUCCUCUUCCCCUUUCCCUGCAUUUUCCAUGUGUUUGCACUGUUCUGGUUUAGGUCAGACACAAAGAUGACUCUGUGGCACUUGGCUGAUUUAAUCUGUCAUGGGCACUUUUCAUACUACCUGUGCUAUGUCACAGAUUUGUCAUCUCACUCAGACCUUCUUGACAUCCCCACAGGCUGUGUGAAACACAAGAAGCUUGGUAUGAGGCUUUGGUCCCACCCACUCCAUGAGAAAUCUCUUCCUGCUACCUUUAGGUACGAUGUUUCCCUUAGGUUUCUCUUCACAGGAUGAAAGUUAUUCAUAAAAUUGCCUACAGUAUGUAUAGCACCAUGUAUUCACCGGGUCAAUAACUCAAGAGUGUGUUUGAUUUGCCUCCCAAGUACUCGAAUGUUGUUCUUUUGCAGAGGAACUGUGAGGUAAAAGGAAAGGCAGACAUGAUCAGGCAGCCAGGCUGCUGGAAAACUGGGAAUUCUGCUUAGGUAGCCUCAAUCUCAAGAUGCUAUCUGAUCUACGCUCUGUUGGGAAACCUUUCUGCCAUCCUUUGACAUCUCAGAUAAAUGAAAAAGGGCCAUUUACUGCUACACCACUCACAUCCUGCAAAUCUUUAAAAUUUAACCUGCAACCGCUUUGUAAAUGGAUCCCCUUCUUUACUGAAGCCUGAGUAGGAUUUGUUCUACGUGCUUUGCUUUUGCUACACCUCUCUCUCAAUUUCAGGGAGCACAAGAGCCUUAAACUGUCAGCCAAUGUUGUCGGCCCCUGCCAGCCCAGGGUGUCUGGGGCAAAGACGUCCUUACAGCCGACCACUGUCACGGCAAAUAAUGCUUGUAAUGUGCACUAAGGCAAGGAAAUAAAAGGGGGAAAUGAUUGGAAGUUUUCAGAGUGUUAACUUUACUUUUACUGUCUUGAAGGGGUUUGAGACUAUGAAUAUUUCUUUUCCAAGUCUUAUUCUUUUCUUGCAGUACUCAAUGACGCUGUGCAACAUGCUUUCCCUUCUCCCCAGUCAGGGUAAAAUACUGAAUAAAAUAAAGCAGCCUGCUCUUUCCUCUGUCUGAGGCAAGAGUUCAUCUUCGGGGCUUUGGGAAUUCAGCAUCCUUUACCAAACAAACGAGAUGGGUGAGGAAACUACACCUUGAAUGGAGAAUUCUGCAUUUUUAGCUGUUUAUGAAACUGUUGCUUCACAUUCAGGUGAAAAGCUUCCCUUCACACGAUCCAAGGACCCUGAUUACUGCAAGUGUGAUGGGUGCCUGGAUGGGAUCUUGAGGUGGUUUCGGUCCCCGUGACGUAUCACCCCCCUCUGCCCCGAAGCUGCUGAAGAGGCCUGCUGCCUUGCUGAGUCGUGAGGUGAAGGGGAGCGAGAUGAGGUCUGGUGGCCACUCCACCUCAGCAGCCACAUCAAAGCCCACGUGUGCAGCAAGGAUGAGUCAGGGAGCAUGAGGUAGUCAUCAUGUCUCUGCCACUCGUUUGCCUAUCAGGAUGACCAAACUGGCCCCUGGUCACCCCCUUGCGCAUAUCAAGGCAGGUAUGCGGAGUUACACCACAGCCACAGAACAAAGAAUCAGAGGUGAUCCUGAAAACAGAAGUAUUAAUCAGAUUUAUGAAUAGAAACCAGUGUAAGUUGUACUUGGAUUAUUUAUGGAUGUCGAAACUGUGAGUUUUGUGUGUUGGAAAUGGCUGGAUGUAUAACCCUGGAGUUUUGGGGAUCCCUACACUGUGGUGGAGGUCACAGCCGCAGGGGGGCCAAAGCAACCCACUGUGUCCCUUACCAGCAGCGCCACUGGCCAAAGGUAAAGAAGAUAAGGAGCUGGGCUGAUUGAUAGCCCAGAUGUUAUCACUCCAGAAGGGACUACAAGAGGAUAAGAGGAGCAAGUCACAAUUGGAUCUCCCUCUCAGCUGGUCUGAGACUCCCACCGACGUCAAUGUAACAUUAUGGAUCCAAUCCCUCCGAGCACCGGAGCGUGUGCAAAAACUUCCCCUGCAGCAACCUCAUGGACACAUCUACAAAGACUUCAUCACUGAACUCCAGACAGGUCGUACAGUCCCUCACAAACCCUUAUAGGAUAUUAUUGGUCUAGACUUAAGCUUAUACUCUUGAGUUAGGAUUGUAACAUUACAGGCAAUAAACUAAAUGUUUAAGUGCCGUUCUGGGUCCUAUGCUGUCUCCCCCCACCGAGUACCAUCCUCCACACACUCUAACAAGAUACCAGUCCUGCGCAUCACGCGUGCCUUUUCUGUGCUACAAAUGAGAGGACGCAUCUGCUUUCUUCUGUGUUUAUUGCAUCGCACUGAAGCAAAAUGCCAUGUAGUAAUUUGCAGUGAUUAGCUGAUGAUUUCACCACAUCUAAGGAAUACAAGGAAAAGCAAUUAAAUAAUUUGGGACUUGGUUACCACUGAAGGAUGGCUCGGGCCACGCGACAGGACAGGGUGAGGGCAGUGCCACAGAAAUGCCACUCUGAGCUGAGCCCACCACACGGCUCACUCGGUGGGGCAGAAGCCUCUCCCAGCUGCACACAUUUUGAGUAGCACAGGAGCUAGUGAGCUCAGUAACAUUGCCCUCUCCUGAGUACGUGGUCAAAGUAAGUUGCUGGGAGUAGCACCCUGCAAUCCGUGCUUUAGAGAUGUU
This is a messenger RNA of Cuculus canorus (common cuckoo), 11157 nucleotides long. It is a transcript of the gene LUC7L2, whose product is annotated as LUC7 like 2, pre-mRNA splicing factor. Lineage: Eukaryota; Metazoa; Chordata; Aves; Cuculiformes; Cuculidae. Gene Ontology annotation, molecular function: mRNA binding. The record is from RefSeq and is a predicted model, not a curated record. Gene Ontology annotation, biological process: mRNA splice site recognition. The transcript has 10 exons. The coding region runs from base 287 to 1483 and encodes 398 amino acids. Gene Ontology annotation, cellular component: U1 snRNP; U2-type prespliceosome.